GAUUCUAGUGAGUACGCUGGGUGUUUGCGUCGCCGGCAUCGUAGGUCGUGACGCGGCGCGAGUGACGUCACUGCGAGGGUGGAGGGCGCUCAGCCGCCGCCAGGGCAAGGGUAGUUGUAGCCAUCCCCUAGUGAAAGUCGACUCGACGACGUCAGUACGGCCCGCUUCGCUAACCGAAUCACACGCGUUGCUCUUCAAUAACACUAUGUACUACGAGCAAAAUAACCUGCAAUUAUCACAUCUUCUAGCUAUAUUAACAAGAAAGUAUUACUGAAAAGUUUUAAUACAGACCUCCUCUCUCCGUUUUCAAGUUUUAAGAUGGCGCUCGUCAUGCUCCCCUGCGACCUGCCGUGGUGGACCUCGGUGCAGCGGCACCUGAAGCACCUGCUGCUGGCUUCGUCCCCGACGAAGCUCGCUGCCAGCAUGCUAAAAAUUCACGACAUGUGCAACAUUGGCAUAGACCCAGAAGACGAUAUCAAUGAUCCUGACUUAAUGAAAGGAUUAGAACAGUUCCUUACUGAAGAAAUGGGAGCAGAGGACUGUCGACACUUCCUAGACAAUACCAUUAGAAUAAUGGUAAACAGGGCGUUGCAUUUGAAACGUUGGCGACCGCCCAAAGGAUUAAUGUUUAGUUUGCAACAGCAGAGUGACGUGACUGAAUUAGAUUACAAUUUCGUAUCAUCUCUGGUUGCUCAUGCUUUCUUCUCGACCCUUCCCAAAAGAACGCUCAAGACGCAUCCAACUUUACAAGACUUCAACUUUACUCACUUUUUUAAGAAUUUACACAGAAAAUCACAAAUAAAUAAGUUAAAAAGUUUACUCCAUUAUUUUGAGUGGUUAGAUAAGAAUAAUAAUGAAGGAUCUAUCAAGAUAAGCCGACAGGUAAUGACCUCGAAGCAAUGGUUGACUAUCGAAGACUGGUUGGAGUGCACGCUUCCACUGUGUAAACUGCAGGUGCGGCACGAAGGCCGACCUGAGCGCUGUGAAGCCGAAGACGCGCUCCGCAUCUGCUUCGCCUCCAGCCGCGUGGGCGGUGACACACUCAUCGACGGAGAUUCACAGGAAUCCCUGUCUAUGUUCAUGAUGCCUGAACUGUUACCUAUCAUGUUAUCAGUAGAGGCUUUGGAAGACAAUGAGGUGUUAAAAGUAGAAAACGUCAGAAUGGUUAGCAGAAUUCCCGAUAAGAAAAACAAAUCAAGUGUAGAAUUGUUAGAAGAACCUAAACCGGUCACGGUGUGUUUGAUGGACGCCGAGGACUACAGCGUGUUGCCGUUUAGCCAGUGGGAAGAAGACAACGUGUUGCGUGAACUAAACAAGUGUCUCCUCGCCUUCCAGCAAUCUCCCAUGCAAUCUCGCGACACUCAGAGGCAUGAGAGGAGGCUGUCGCCAAUAGGGGAAUCAUUCAGUCACACACCACCCGAAGUAGAAGCAAGCGUGGUGAUCAAACAGGCAUCGUCGUGCAGCACGCUCAACAGCUACAACAGCCGAAGCCCCUCGCCGCAGCCGCGCGACCGCCGUGACUGCGCCAACACGCUCAACCUGAACGAUCCAAGCGUCGAAAUAUUAAAGCGAAAGUGUUGGCUGUCACCCGACGGUGCGACGCUGAACAACCGGCGAGGCCGGUUCAUCGUGCUGGGCUCGUCGGGCGAGUGUCUGCCCGUGACGCGUGCGCCCGCGCAGGGCCGGGACCAGGACGACAGCCUCUACUCCAGCUGCGACUCCAGCGACGAGGAAUACCACAGUGCCAAUGAUAGCUUCGACUAUGGAAAAUAUGGUAGCGAAGACGAAGGAAGGGGUGAGAGUGCUCGUCCCAACUCAUUCCAAUAUUCUAAAGAGCUGUCGACCGAGGAGCGUCGGCAGAGCUUCGCGGGGCGACUGCGGGAGGCGCUGCAGGAAGCGCAGCCCUCCUGCACCUCGAGCACCGGCGACUGGUCCAGCGACAGUUCCAGCUACGCCGUCGGCAUCAGCAUCUCCGGCGCCGAGCUCAACGACAACGAUAUAAGAGUCAAACGUGGAGGUUCCGUGGGAUUCGUAUUAACGGAAAAGGAAACGAGCAAUGGCAAUCCCUCGCCACGACACUGUGCUUUGGGGCGGAAGGAGGCCGGAAAUAGCUCUAAAUACAGUUUCAGCACGGAGUACACGUCUGAACUAGAAGAAGUCUACGAACAAUUCAAUAAUUGGCUAAAUGAUCCUAUUAUUGAUAACGACGGUGGCGAACAUAAACGAGAAAUGGACUCACGUGAUUUAGCCGUCAUAAGGUUCGCGGGAUCGCUGUUGAAGCGGACGUUGAGCGAGUCGCUAGCGGGAGGCACGGGCGCGGGCGCGGCAGGCGAGGCGGAGGCGGCCGAGCUGUACCCGCGUGACGGACGCGACCGCGCCGCGCCGCGCCGCCUCGCGCUCGCUGCGCGCUCGCUCUCUCUCGAGCUGGCGCGCCACCGCCACCGGCUCGCCGCACAGUUGCUAAGCCAGUUGGCUCACAAGAUAGUGUCGGGCGGGUCGUGCCGGCCGGUGGCGACGGGCAACUGGGGCUGCGGGCGGCAGCGGCGCGGACACCCGCAGCUCAAGCUGCUGCUGCAGUGGCUGGCCGCCAGCGUGGCCGGCGUGCCCGCGCUCAUAUACUACACCUACGGCAAUGAAAAACUUUUCAAGUGCGACACACUGGCGCGCGUGCUGGUGGACCGCAAGUGGUCGGUGGGGCAGCUGGCGCGCGCGGUGCUGCGGCACGCGCGCGCGGCGCUGCGCGAGCCGCGCUCCUCGCCCGCCGACCACUCGCUCUUCGACGACCUCAUCGGCAUCGACCGCACGCCCGACGACCUCUAGCACCAGUACCUCGCGCUAUUUGGCGAAAAGUACAAGGAGUACCCCUAGCUGCUAUAACCGCCGCGGUAUAAAUG
This is a messenger RNA of Cydia amplana, 2894 nucleotides long. RefSeq lists its product as uncharacterized. NCBI's taxonomy places the organism in Eukaryota, Metazoa, Arthropoda, Insecta, Lepidoptera, Tortricidae. The transcript has 17 exons. Gene Ontology annotation, cellular component: nucleus; cytoplasm. Gene Ontology annotation, molecular function: poly(ADP-ribose) glycohydrolase activity. The record is from RefSeq and is a predicted model, not a curated record. Gene Ontology annotation, biological process: regulation of DNA repair; nucleotide-sugar metabolic process; ATP generation from poly-ADP-D-ribose. The coding region runs from base 319 to 2820 and encodes 833 amino acids.